AUGUCAGACACGCUCCAGCCAGAUGAGGACCAGCACGUGCCAUUGCUCAGGCGAGGCGACACGGCAUGGCUCAAGGCUGAAAAAGGUGUUAUUGACGUGACGAUUUCCGAGCGAUUGAUCAAUAACGGGAAAUACUACUACCGGGUCGUGGAUAAAAGUGGUAACUUGUGGAAAGGGGGCAAGCUGGUAACAACACAAGACCUCAUACUCAAUAACUCCAGCACCUCACCAGCAUCUUCGUCUGUACCGACCCUCUCAGCUGAUCUCGUUGAUGAGUAUUAUGCAACUCAUUUCGGGCUUGAAUUGUUCCAAUGCAUCAAUGCACUUCCAGCAGACACGGACGAGAGGAUGAUGGUCAUCGAGAGCCUCCCACAGCUAUUGGAAGCAUUCGCAAGAAAACUAGAAUCUGAAGACUCGAAUCAGAUCCAUCGAGACAUUGCGACUCAUGUCCGAAAACACCAAAACCGCAUUACGACAACGUUGGGAGAUUGCAUCCUCGACCCAGCUGAGAGGCAUAAACUUGCACAGGGUGCGUCUCAUAACGCUGCUCGUACUUGGCUUGAGUCAAAUCAAACGCACGACGAUAUGACUCUCGAGUCCGUCGGAAAUGACGAGGAUCAGAAUGACGAACCGGACCAUAGCAGAGAUGAAUAUCUGCCCAAAGCACUGUCGGAUUAUUACCGAGUCGUGCAAAAUUCUUCUGCCUACGAAUGGCUUCGAGGGAGGCUUCGACGUGAAAUCCUAUACCCAAUUACUGGCAUUUCGCACAUCGCUCGAAUCCACGAAGUGGUAUUAGAGAAUAUUGCAUUUCUUAAGGUUUCUUGGCAAACGUCACUUGCUAAAUGCAAUGUGCAGUAUGUUGUCGACUGGGACCCAUUGGAUUUCGUGACCUCCCAGGACUAUGGUGAACCUCCAAACGAGGUGAUUAUCAGAGCGCUGACACUAACCGGCAGUCUUACGAAUGCCGAGGCACUCACAAGCGGCGAUUAUAUACGACGCACAUGGCCUGAUACUGGUGAGCAUUUCUUGCACCUCUUGCAAUUAUUACUCAAAAGCGGAAAGGGGGUUUCUCAUUCUGUGAGAAUUGACGAUAUAACUACCAUUCAAGCCUGCAUACGCAAAACAGAGUGUAUAUUUGAAGCUAGCGGACAACCAGACACAGUCGUCGAAAUUGGAGAGCAAGUCAGUUGGAUCAGCUGCGCCCUUCGUUCUUCAGAUGUUGAAGGUACAGUGUGCUGCUUCCCUAAGAUUAGGAAUGCAAUAGAGACUGCGCGAACAGAGACAUCCGUCUCUUUGAUGGUAGGAAUUUCCGCUUCAAUUCAAUCUACCAAAAUCAGACCGUCCUAUGACGGUUAUUGUUGGCAAAGCCUGUUUUGUCACCCAUUGCUCGUCCUAGGGUUUCCCAUUGCAAGCCGACCUACUGGAAUGCCCGGGUUGGAAAUGCCCUUGAUCACCAUGAUGACGCUAAUGCAGACACCUCGGAUCGUACCUUUCAAACAAAAGAUUUUCAUCAAAGGGGUUUCCACAAUGCUCGUGGGCGUCCAGGAAGUCAAUGGCGUGGUUAUGUGGCAUGCCAUUGCUAAUGGAAACGGAGAAUACAUCUACUAUCAUGAUGAACGGGUCAGCCAAUACGGGCCUACCUUGGACGAUUCACUUCUGUCUUUGGAUAUGACGAAGAGACGACACAUCGUUGGCUGGUGGUCUGAAGUCGAGAACUUGGCAGGAACAUCGCGUGCCAAGUUAAGUAUUCGAGGCAGUGGCCUGGGCCCUCCCAAGUCUGGCAUUGCUUUUGAAAGAGUUACUGUCGGUGGCGGCAAGUAUAUAACAGCAAGCGCCAACAUCGCACUCUGCAAUAGAGACAAGCCCGCCAGAAGCCGCAAAGAGGGGGCUUAUAACGACCAAGUACGCCAGGCGCUUAUAAACCAUGUUGUGCUUUACGAUACCAAAGAGCACAGAGCUUGGCUUCUAGAUGGUGCAACAGCGCUUCUGCAUCUCGCGAGAGCAUCUCUUGUUGCGGAUGAAAAAAACGGCUUUCGGUUGCUGCACAAAAAUGACGAUAUUCAAGAGGAGAAGGGAGAUGUGAAGACAAGCGCUAUUGGUAUAUUGACGAACCCAGAAAACAUGCGAAUGACGCUUUACGAUCAACCGGACGAGGUGGACACCAAAACCGAAGCCAAACACGUGAAAGAUACCACGGAUCCGGAGAAAACUGAGGUGACGCUCACGCACAAAGCCACCCACCAGCGAUUCAGCGAUAGGGUUAGUUUGUUAUACUCUGUGCUCGAAGAGAUCUUCAAUCAUCAGUCAGACAUGAGUUCUGAUGGCGUGGGACUAAAAAUAUCGAUGUCCCCACUCGAACGAUUGGAAGGCUUCGAAUUCAGGGACAUUGCAAACGGUGCACAAACGAUCCACCCGAAGGCGGUGAAUUUAGGAUGGAAAGGCAAGAGCUGGGUUGAUCUGCUGCGAAAUCUUCAUGCUGUGACGCUUUUUGGUCGGGAUUUUGGUGACAUACUUGAACCUCGAACGAGCCGCUCUCGCGAGAGUGCUCAAGUGCCACUCUGUACCAGGUGGGAUCGGGUUCCAUCGGGCCACAACUACUUGGCUGUAAGCAACAUCAGGCUUCAAGAGAUCCUCGAAAACUACGGCGAUCAAAGCAUCAGUCCUCUGCUUGUGUCGCGCGACCUAUACUGGCAUUGCCCGGAUAAGUACUGCGAGCAAUGCACCAUUGCUUCACCCGGAAACUGUCGCUGUGACCGGGUCCAGGUUAUCCUGCCGAAAACAUUCCUCAAUGCUCGCCACUUCCAGAGCCCGAAAGAAAUGCUUCGAGGAGCCUGUACCGUCAAGAACUCCAUCCCCCUUGCCGAGUACUCUAAGAACAUCAGCUACGCCUGA
This is a messenger RNA of Pestalotiopsis fici W106-1, 2892 nucleotides long. RefSeq lists its product as uncharacterized. The record is from RefSeq and is a predicted model, not a curated record. Lineage: Eukaryota; Fungi; Ascomycota; Sordariomycetes; Amphisphaeriales; Sporocadaceae. The coding region runs from base 1 to 2892 and encodes 963 amino acids. The transcript is spliced from 6 exons.